GCUUGCCGUGUAAUUCCCGAACCCACAUGCAGCUCCACCCUCCACUCUUCUUCUUCUUCUUCUUCUUCUUCUUCCUGGCACGUAUCCCACUCCCCAUCACCGCCCCCUGCGCACGAUAGCCUCUGCCGUGGCAGCGGCUCGGAAUUGUCGCUUCCUUGCCUUCAAAUCUCUUCCUGAAACUUUCUAUUUCUUCACAGAAUGAGAACGACGUGAAUUCCAAAUUAAGAUUUCCUUUUCCUUUCUUUGGUUUGAAUUUUUGAAUAAAGAUGAUGGGCUAUGAGAAUCAGGGCUAUGAAGAAGCCCAUCUCUACGCGUCCCGAGAAGAGAUGGAGACUCUCGUCCUCGACGAGCCAUCCAACGGCCACCAUCUCUCCGAUCACCGUAGCAUCGUGUCUCUUCAUGAGGCGCACCACACCCUAUCUCCGCCUGCUGCCGUAAUCUCAGCCGUGGAUGAUCCUUUGGUCUCGUCAUCCUCCUCGUCGUCCGUAGACCACCAAAACCCUAAUCUACCGUUCAAUUCGUUUCUAGAACCUCCCUCCUAUGCCGACGUGAUUUUCAAUUCCUUCGACGAAUCCAACGGCGACACCAACGGCCACGAAAGCCCCAAAUCGUUGCCGAGAUCGGCUUCGUCGAAUUCCGAUUACUUGAACAUUUCAGUUACGGAGCCUCACAGAGAGCAAGAGAUGUCAAAUUCGCUUGUUCCCGGUGGAAACACGUAUGUGACGUAUCUGAUCACGACAAGGACGAACCUGCCGGAUUUCGGUGGUCCCGGAUCGGAGUUCAGCGUCCGACGGCGGUUCAAAGACGUAGUGACAUUGUCUGAUCGGAUAUCGGAGUCGUACAGGGGGUUCUUCAUCCCUGUGAGGCCAGACAAGAGUGUUGUCGAGAGUCAGGUGAUGCAAAAGCAAGAAUUCGUGGAGCAGAGAAGAUCGGCAUUGGAGAAGUACUUGCGGAGAUUAGCUGGGCACCCAAUGAUCAAGAAAAGCGAGGAGUUACGAGUAUUUUUACGGGUGGAUGGCAAGCUGCCAUUGCCGCGAAGCACUGAUGUGGCGUCGAGGAUGUUGGAUGGGGCAGUGAAGCUUCCAAAACAGUUGUUUGGAGAAUCAGUGGCCCCUGCAAAUCCACAGGAGGUGAUGCAGCCAGCUAAAGGUGGGAGGGACUUAUUGAGGAUUUUUAAGGAGUUGAAGCAGGCAGUUUCUAAUGAUUGGGGUGGCUCAAAACCACCAGUGGUGGAGGAAGAUAAGGAGUUCUUGGAGAGGAAAGACAAGUUGAUGGAUUUCGAACAGCAAUUGAGUAAUGUGUCUCAGCAGGCUGAAUCACUUGUAAAAGCUCAGCAAGAUAUUGGAGAGACUAUGGGGGAGUUGGGGUUGGCAUUUGUUAAGCUUACCAAGUUUGAGACGGAGGAAGCUUUGUAUAACUCUCAGAGAGUUCGAGCUGCUGACAUGAAAAAUUUAGCAACUGCUUCUGUUAAAGCAAGCAGAUUGUAUAGGGAGUUAAAUGCACAAACAGUCAAACAUUUGGACACACUCCAUGAAUAUCUUGGAGUGAUGUUAGCUGUCAACAGUGCAUUUUCAGACCGAGCAAGUGCUUUGCUAACAGUACAAACUCUUUUAUCUGAGUUAUCUUCACUGCAUACAAGGAUUGAAAAGCUGGAAGCUGCUUCGUCCAAAAUAUUUGGUGGAGACAGGUCCAGAAUUCGCAAAAUAGAAGAGUUGAAAGAAACUCUGAAGGUUUCUGAGGAUGCUAAAAAUUGUGCAGUCAGAGAAUAUGAACAGAUCAAGGAAAACAACAGGAAUGAGCUUGAAAGGCUAGACAAGGAGAGGCAUGAUGACUUCUUGAGCAUGUUGAAGGGGUUUGUAGUCAAUCAGGCCGGAUAUGCAGAGAAGAUGGCAAAUGUUUGGGAAAAGGUUGCAGAAGAAACAAGUGGGUAUGCAAAAGAUGGCAGCUGAAGGACGAGGCUGUAAAUUUUGUUUUCAGCUUUUUUCUGUGGACUUCUGUUUUUUCAUUUUUGUAAAUUAUAUGGAGUUUAAUGAGACAUUCAUUACAUACCCAGUUGCCUACAGAAACCCUUGUUACUUCAGCUCGGAACUCUGUGUGAAGAUAUGCGAACUCCAAAGACAAUAGAGGUGUAGUAACACAUUCUUAAUAUAACCAAAGAAAAAUAACAGAGUUGGAAAAACAUUUCAUCA
Vitis riparia (riverbank grape) is the source of this 2189-nucleotide messenger RNA. RefSeq names its product sorting nexin 2A-like. Gene Ontology annotation, molecular function: phosphatidylinositol binding. The transcript has 5 exons. Lineage: Eukaryota; Viridiplantae; Streptophyta; Magnoliopsida; Vitales; Vitaceae. The record is from RefSeq and is a predicted model, not a curated record. Bases 267 to 1949 code for a protein of 560 amino acids.